CACCCGCCGCACCCCGGCGUUCCGAUCCGCCCAGGAGCUGGGGGACGGGGAUGGAGCUGCGGGGACUCUGGUCCUAGACGUGGCCCGUGGGGAAGAUGGCGACUCCAGGGAUGAGCUGGCAGCAGCACUAUUACUCGGCGGCCGGAGGGGCGACGAAAUUCUCUUCCUCGGCCGGGGCUCAGCAGUCGGCGUUUAGCAUGGACUACAGCCAGGAUCUCCAUUUGAAGAUGAGCAAGAAGAUUGCUCAGCUCACCAAGGUAAUAUAUGCUUUGAACACUAAAAAUGAUGAGCAUGAAUCUUCAAUUCAAGCCCUUAGAGAUGCUCAUGAAGAGGAAAUUCAACAAAUUCUUGGAGAAACAAGAGAAAAGAUUUUGCAAUAUAAAAGUAAACUCACAGAGGAAUCAGACCUUAAACGAAAGAUCCAAGUUUUAGAAGAGUCACUAGAAGGUCACAAAAAGAUGAAACAUCAGGCUUUGACUGAGUUUGAAGCUUACAAACACAGAAUGGAAGACAGGCACAUUUGUACAGAAGCCCAGCAUGUCCAACGUGUGCUAACAAUGGCCAGAGAAGUCGAAGAGAUCAGAAAGAAGUUUGAGGAGAAGUUGGAGAGCUUUUCACAGCUACAAGUACAGUUUGAGAAAGAUAAAUUGAGGGCUCUGGAUAACUUGAAAGCUGAACAUAUACAAGAAAUCCGAGAACUUCUUCAGACCCAGGAGUGUCACAGUGCCUCAUUAAAUAAGGGGCAGGAAAAGGCAGAAGAACUGCACAGAAUUGAAGUGGAAGGUUUAAAUAAAAAACUUGAAGAAUUAAAGCUUGAAAGGAAAAAACUAAUUGAGGAUUAUGAAGACAAGCUGAGUAAAGCUCAGUCCUUUUAUGAACAUGAACUUGAUACUUUGAAACGGUCCCAGCACUUGACAGCUGACAGCCUCCAUGCUAGCAAAGAAAAAGAAGCAGAUCUGAGAAAGGAACUUCAGAAUCAAGAAUCAGUUUUACGUAAGACCAUAAUUAACCUUAGAACAGAGUUACAAAUGGCACAGGAUGAAACUGGAAGUCUUCAUGAAAAAUGCCAUAAGCUUCAAUUAGCACUUGGUAAAGCAGAAGACAAUGUUAUGGUUCUUCAAAAACAGCUAGAUGAUGUCAAAGAAGAAGAGAUAACUUUACUAAGCAAACAUAAGGAGGUGGAAAGUGAGCUAGCAGCUGCUAGAGAACGGUUACAGCAACAAGCUUCAGAUCUUGUCCUUAAAGCUAGUCAUAUUGGAAUGCUCCAAGCUACUCAAAUGUCACAGGAGGCUACAAUAAGAGAACUGGAGUUGGAAAAAUCAUUGGCAAGGGAGAGAGUAUCUCAACUUGAAGAAGAAAGAAAUUUUUUGCAAAGCAGAACCCAAAGUCUGGAUGAACAACAGAAAAAGCAGAUUCUGGAACUGGAAAUGCAAAUAAGUGAAGCAAAGAAAACUCAAAAAGAAUAUUAUGAGAGAGAACUACUAAACCUGCAGACCAGAUUGGAAGGGGAAACAGCACAGUUAAAUGAAGCUCACUCAAAGACUUUGGAAGAAUUAGCUUGGAAGCACCAUGUUGCAAUUGAGACCGCCCACAGUAAUGCAAAUAAGGAUAAGAAAAAGCUACAGAUGGAACUGGAAGAACAACAUGAAAAAGAAAAACUACAGUUGGAAGAAGAUAAAAGUCAGCUUAAACAGCAGAUGGAAAGACUAAAGGAAGAACUGACAGCCAAACUAAAUAUAGCUAAUCAGGAGGUUUCUCGCCUCCAGGAUCUGGUAAAUAAAAGUGAACAAGGCCUUGGUUCUGCAGAAGGGGUUAUCUCUGAUCUUCAGGACUCCCGUGGACAACUUCAGAAUGAACUAGAUUUAACCAAAGUUAAGCUAAGAGAGACCACAGACUCAUUAUUGAAUCUUGAGAGAGAACUACAACAAGAAAGACAACAGCAUAAGGCAUUGCUUGCUACCAUGAGGGAAGAUGAGAAGUACAAAGUGGACAAAAUGGCCCAAGACUUAGAAAUAAAAUGGACUGAAAAUCUUAGACAAGAGUGUUCUAAGCUUCGAGAAGAGUUAAGACUUCAACAUGAAGAGGAUAAAAAGUCAGCAAUGACUCAACUUUUGCAGCUAAAAGAACGGGAAAAGAAUGCUGCCCGGGAUGGAUGGCAGAAGAAGGUAGAAGAUCUCUUAGACCAGAGGCACUGUCUGGGUGAAGCUUUGCAUAAAUCUAUCAACAAUAUUUCCUUGCUGAAACAGAACUUGGAGAUGCAGCUGUCCCAGUCUCAGACUUCUUUGCAGCAACUACAAGCCCAGUUUACACAGGAGCGACAACGGCUUACACAAGAGCUUGAAGAGUUAGAAGAACAACACCAACAAAGACACAAGUCCUUAAAAGAAGCACAUGUCCUUGCAUUUCAAAAUAUGGAAGAAACAAAAGAACAAGAGCAAAAGGCACUUGAAAACCAGUUACAAGAGAAACAUUCAGCUGAGCUUCAGUCAUUAAAAGAUGCACAUAGAAUGUCCAUGGAGGGUUUCAGGAUAGAAAUGGAACAGGAACUUCAAACGCUUCGAUUUGAAUUGGAAGAUGAAGGGAAGGCCAUGUUAGCUUCCUUACGCUCAGAACUAAAUCAUCAACAUGCAGCAGCAAUGGAUUUGUUAAGGCAUAAUCAUCAGCAAGAAUUGAUAGCUGCUAAAAUGGAACUGGAGAGAAGCAGAGAAGUUGGCAGAAGACAGGAUGAAGAAUAUAUAUGUCGCAUAUCAGAUUUACAAGAGGAACUAAGGCACAGAGAACAUCACAUAUCUGAAUUAGAUAAGGAGAUACAACAUCUUCAUGAUAGUAUAAGUGCUUUAACAAAAGAGUUGGAGUUUAAGGGAAAAGAAAUUCUCAGAAUACGCAGUGAAUCAAACCAGCAAAUAAGGUUGCAUGAGCAAGAUUUUAACAAGAAACUUGAAAAAGAGCUGGAUGUCAUGACAGCAGACCACCUCAGAGAGAAAAAUAUCAUGCGGGCAGAUUUUAAUAAGACUAACGAGCUACUCAAGGAAAUAAAUUCAGCUUUACAAAUGUCACUAGAAGACAUGGAAGAAAAAUAUGUAAAGAGAGAGUCACGAACCGAAGAUUUACAGAUGAUUGCAGACUUGAAAACCUUGCUUGCAGAGAGAGACCAAGUCAUAAAGAAACUAAUUGAUGAUAAUAAAUUUUAUCAACUGGAAUUAGUCAAUCGAGAAACUAACUUCAAUAAAGUGUUCAAUGCAAAUCCUAAUGUUGGUGUUAUUAACCCGCUUAUGAAGCAAAAGAAGAAGAAUGAUAAAUCAACAAACAGGUUUGUGAGUGUUCCCAAUCUAAGUGCCCUGGAACCUAGUGGAGUGGGCAAUGGACAUCCUAACCGCCUGGAUCCCAUUCCUAAUUCACCCAUCCAUGAUAUUGAGUUCAACAGCAGCAAACCACUUCCACAGACAGUCAUGCCAUCCAAAGAGCCCAAGACGUUUUUGAGCCCUCCUCAGAGUGAAGCUUCACCAGUGGCUUCUCCAGAUCCACAACGUCAGGAAUGGUUCGCCCGGUACUUCACAUUCUGAGAGAAUUAUUUUGACACAGCAUUGUGUGGACUGUUAAUAACAGCAUGACUUUAUUACAAAUUAUUAUGUGAACAGGCUUUCCUAUAAUGUCAAACACUGUGAAUGAGAAAGUAUUUGUCUCUCCAAUUUGAAAAUACACUGUAUUUCCUGUGAUAUUUGUUGAAAGCACUCUACAAGGUACUACAUUAUGUAUGCAAUUAUACCUGUUAUUUUUAUUUUAAAUGGAAGAGUCUUUAACCUUUGUAAUUACUGCAUAAUAAAUUUUGUUAGAACAUA
This is a messenger RNA of Phascolarctos cinereus (koala), 3839 nucleotides long. It is a transcript of the gene FAM184A, whose product is annotated as family with sequence similarity 184 member A. The record is from RefSeq and is a predicted model, not a curated record. NCBI's taxonomy places the organism in Eukaryota, Metazoa, Chordata, Mammalia, Diprotodontia, Phascolarctidae.